UAAACACCUUAACCUUUCAUAAGAAAUCGCAAUAAUGGAUCUGCCCAUGAAGGUUUUUGUGGUCAUCUUCCUUGUUCUUCUGACGACAGAGGAGGGAUUAGUGCCGAUAGCUUUGGCAAGGCAGUGCCAGUCACAGAGCCACAAGUAUAAGGGGCCGUGCGUGAGCGACUCUAACUGCGGAAAUGUUUGCUUCACCGAGGGUUUCACUGGUGGCAAGUGUGAUGGGUUUCGGCACCGCUGUUUCUGCACCAGGGACUGCUAAAGGACCCCUAUUUCUUUAUGCAUACAUGUAGAUCUAUAUGUAUGUAUUAAUAUUGGAAGAAAAUAAGCGCUAUUCGGAGGAGAUACAUGAAUAAAAGGAAUCAUAUCGAUCAU
This is a messenger RNA of Lolium perenne, 375 nucleotides long. RefSeq names its product defensin Ec-AMP-D1-like. Gene Ontology annotation, biological process: defense response. NCBI's taxonomy places the organism in Eukaryota, Viridiplantae, Streptophyta, Magnoliopsida, Poales, Poaceae. The record is from RefSeq and is a predicted model, not a curated record.